Molecule: messenger RNA, 2013 nt
Organism: Brassica oleracea var. oleracea
Lineage: Eukaryota; Viridiplantae; Streptophyta; Magnoliopsida; Brassicales; Brassicaceae
Product: extensin-like
Exons: 6
Coding region: 244-1827 (527 amino acids)
Cellular component (GO): nucleus
Molecular function (GO): ubiquitin protein ligase activity
Source: RefSeq, a predicted model, not a curated record
GAAAGGGUUAGAAUCAAGAAACCGACGUCCCUCUCUCUCUCUCUCUUUCUCUUUCUCUUUCUCUUUCUCCUUCUCCUUCUCCUCACCUCUUCUUCCUCUCUGCUUCUGAUCUCUCUCUCUCUCUCUCCCUGAUUAAACCUUCAUAAUCAGGGAGUCUUCGGAUUCUUUCGAUAUAAUUUACAAGUCUUUUUGUCUUGUCUAGCUCGUUGCUGCCCUUCGACAUCUCCAAAGCUUUCUCCUUUUAUGCUCUCAAAGAGGGCUUAUGCAGCAAGCGAAAUGGGACAAAGAAAUAGAACAGUCGAUUUAGAAAUGGAGCAGCAGCAGCACCAGCACCACCAUUCUCAAUCCUCUAUCCAACCAGGUCCUUGCAUCCUUCUGAGCAGCUUUCCCCCACAACAACAACAACAACCUGAUAACAAUAAUAAUAACCUACCUGCAAUGGCUGCAAGCUUUCCUAAUUUAGAAGCUCGUUCUCUUCAAGACCCAACCUCCUAUGACAUGUUCUAUGGUCUUCCUCAGUACCAUCAUCACCACCAACUCCAUCAGCCUGCUCCUCCUCCGAAUUACUAUGUUCCCUAUAUGGCAUUUCAGGGUCCAUCCUCAAGCAGUCAAGGUGUAGUUGGAGUAAGUUCUGAUCAGUUUAUGGAUCAUACAAGAGGGGCGUAUAAGAGAAAGAACGCCGAAGGAAUACCAGUGAUGAAUCAUCAGUCUCUGAGUACUUUAGCAGCUCCAUUCAACAAUACACCUGAGACAAUAGCUCCUUUUGGAGGCCCAAGGAGCAGACCGAUGAACCCUGUUCUCCCACCUCCUCCUCCUCCUCCUCCUCCUCAUGCUCCUAAUAGCUUCAUUCAAGGGAGCUAUCCUGGUCAUCAUCCUUUCCCACCUCCUGGCUCAAUCUGGUACGAACAACACCAUGGCAGACUUGAUGGUUCACCAUCGUUUUGGCCCCACCCACCUUACAUGCAUGGUACCUACCGACCCAUUAUUUCUUUUUUAAAAGCUUUGAAAUUUUGUAAUAUUUAUCAUCUAUCUUUUGUAGCUGGCUCCAUAGAGUCUAGUGGUAGAAACCCUACAGCGUUCAUGUAUCCUCCGAGGGACCAUUAUUAUCAUCACCCUCCACCUCCUCCUCCUCCUCCUCCUCCUCAUGUACAAGGAGUGAGAGGCCAGAGCGCCACAUUGUACCCUCCCAUGGCUUCUUCUUCACCAUCGUAUGGAUUUCCUCCUGGGAACUUUGCUCCUCCUCAGAACACAAUCAAUAGAGGUGGUCCCUCGGGUUCAGAGAUGGGUCCAGUUCAACCAACAGGGUUUCGGAUAUACCAGAGAGAUGAUUCUGUACCUUUAGCAGCUCUUAGACAACACCGUGGAGGAGUUCCUCGCUUUAGAAUGAUGCCUGAUGAUGAAGUUGCGAUAUUGGAGUUUGGAGACUUCCUUGGUGGUGGCUCUGGAAAUAACCACAUUGAUCAUCAUCGAGAUAUGCGUUUGGACAUCGAGGAAAUGUCUUAUGAGGAGCUACUUGCGUUGAGCGAGCGAAUUGGAACCGUGAACACUGGUUUGCCUGAGGAAGACGUUAAGAACCAUCUGAAAACAAGAACAUGUUCUGUAAUCAACCUUGCAGCAGAGUCCUCGUCGUCCUCUUCGAAAACUAAAGAUAGAGAAACAGAACCUUGCACCAUAUGUCAGGAGAGUUUCAAGAACGAAGAGAAGAUAGCGACUUUGGAUUGUGGGCACGAGUAUCAUGCAGGAUGCUUGGAGAAAUGGCUGGUUGUGAAGAACGUUUGCCCAAUCUGUAAAGCAGAGGCAUUGGUCACGGAGAAGACAACUGUUUAAUAGGAAGAAAGAAUGGCUUUUUAAAUCUAUAUAUAUAUAUAUUUAUAUAAAAAAGAAACUUAACAAGAAGAGAAGGGAAGAAAACAAUAGUUUGGGCUUGUUUUCAGCUCCAAAAAGGAUUCUGUAAAUUUGUACUCUUUUUUGUUUGUGCAGAUAUUAAUAUGUGUUAAUGGUGUCACUCUUUUC